Molecule: messenger RNA, 155 nt
Organism: Adineta ricciae
Lineage: Eukaryota; Metazoa; Rotifera; Eurotatoria; Adinetida; Adinetidae
Source: the annotation of a GenBank genome assembly
AUGUAUUCACUUGAAGUUGGAACAAUAGGUGGUGGAACAAAAUUACCAGCUCAACAAGCUUGCUUAAAAAUGCUUGACGUUGAUGGUUCUUUGUCGAAUGCACCUGGUGAAAAUUCUUGUCAACUUGCUCGUCUUAUAUGUUCAACAGUAUUGGC